Molecule: messenger RNA, 1419 nt
Organism: Thyridium curvatum
Lineage: Eukaryota; Fungi; Ascomycota; Sordariomycetes; Thyridiales; Thyridiaceae
Exons: 3
Coding region: 1-1419 (472 amino acids)
Biological process (GO): transmembrane transport
Cellular component (GO): fungal-type vacuole membrane
Molecular function (GO): transmembrane transporter activity
Source: RefSeq, a predicted model, not a curated record
AUGACGGAGAAGGAUGCGAUGAGCUCCGCAUCCGGACUGGGCGCCGAGACGGGAGGACCCCAGAACACCAAGACCGAAACUCCUCAGCAGUAUCAGCCGCCCGACGUCGAUCCCGAGUCCGAGCCCUCUAGUGAUGAAGAGUCCAGGCGGCCGAGCGCGGCCUUCGACGAGCGCGUCUCGAACGAGCCUCUGCCCGACAUUGGCAAAUAUCCCGACGGCGGCUGGCGUGCCUGGCUGGUCGUCGCCGGUGCCGCAUGUGGGCUGUUUACCAGUUUUGGGUGGACCAAUUUGUCGGCAGGCUCGGGCGUGUUCCAGGCGUACUACCAGUCACAUCAGCUCAGCGAAUACAGUCCAAGCACUGUCGCGUGGAUUCCUGCAUUGAUGGGAAGCAUGAUCUACAUCUCUGGCCCCAUCGUCGGACGAGUAUUCGACAACUACGGCCCCCGCCACAUCCUACUCCUCGGCUCCUUCAUGCACGUCUUCGGCAUCAUGAUGGCCUCCGUCUCGACGCAGUACUACCAGAUCGUCCUGUCCCAGGGGAUCUGCAGCCCCAUCGGCUCCAGCAUGAUCCUCUACCCCUGCUUCAGCUGCGUGGCUACCUGGUUCCAGAAGCGCCGCGCCGUGGCGAUGGGCAUCGUCGCCGCCGGCUCUAGCCUCGCGGGCGUCAUCCUACCCAUCAUGGUUGAGCGGCUCAUGCCGACCAUCCGCUUCGGCUGGACCAUGCGCUGCUGCGCCUUCAUGUUCCUGGGGCUGCUCGUCGUCGUCAACCUGACGGUGCGGUCGCGCAUCCCGCCGCACCCGCGCGGCUUCGCGCUCCUGUCCUUCGUCACGCCCUUCCGGGACCCGGAGUUCGUGCUCACGGCCGCGGCGUCCUUGUUCUUCUCGAUGGGCAUCUUUGUCGUCAUUACCUUCCUCAUCGCUUACGGCUCCUCCAUCGGCAUGCGGCCCAUCAUGGCGAGCGCGCUGGCGUCGGUGUUCAACGCCGGCAGCGCGCUCGGCCGCGUCAGCAUGGGCUGGGCGGCCGACCGGUGCGGCAACUUCAACCUAUCCCUCACGGCCGCGGCCCUGACCGGCGUCAUGGUCCUGGGCGUCUGGCUGCCGACGCGCGGCGAGGCCGCUGCCUUUGUGUUCGCGGCCCUGUUUGGCUACAACUCUGGCGCCUUCACGUCUCUGACCCCGGCCAUCGUGGCCCAGAUCUCCGACAUACACGAGGUGGGCUCUCGGACGGGGAGCAUGAACAUAUUCGUGGCCGUGGCGUCCCUGGCCGGAGGGCCGAUCGGCGGCGCGCUCGUCUCGGCCGACGGAGGCGAUUACUACAAGUUGCAGGCGUUCACGGCAGCGAUGCUCUUUGCCGGGUGCGGUUUUUACACAGCGGCCAGGAUGCACUUAAGUUCCUGGAAACUCUGGGCAAAAAUAUGA